GUUUUUGAAAUAUCCACAAGAGGAAACCCUCGUACUUUUUGUACUCUCUGACCCUGCGUUGUCAGAGUCAGCUGACUGAUCCCCUGACCUGAGUCAAUUAAGGUUUUGUUUUUUACAUGUAAAUCCAUCCUUAAUCUUCUUUUCCAAUAUUCAUGUUUUGAUAAACACCUUGAGUCGUCUAUUUUUCUACCAAUACUAUUGACAAAGUCAAGUUUACACAGGUUGGGUUGACAGAUGAUGGGACAUUGGUGGAACGGCGACGUUGCAGUUACUUGCUUUGAUCAGCAGAUGGCGCCAAGAUGCCCUCCCAUCCAACUGAGUCUGCGCAGUCCACCACGUGUAAACAGCUUCCUGUUGGGGAGGCGAUCUGUUUAAUAAAGUCAGUCCUCUGUUUUGGAGUGUUUGACAGACAUGGAUGAAUCACCUUCGGACCUCGGGGCAUUUCUUAAUAAUCAUCCUUUUCUACAGCCUGUAGAUGGCAAAAAGAUCAAAUGCACUUUGAAUGGCCAUGAGUUCCCAUGUAAGCUGACGGAGCUGCAGAAGUUCACGCAGGGGAAGAAAUAUGAGAAACUGAGUGCUGCAGCAGAGUUCAACUACAGCCAGUAUGAACCCCAUAUUGUGCCAAGUACUAAGCAACCUAACCAACUCUUCUGCAAACUGACCCUGAGGCAUCUCAACCGCCAGCCGCAUCACGUCCUGAGACACGUUAAUGGGAAGCGCUUCAAGAAAGCCCUCUCUAAAUAUGAGGAGUGCAGAAAGCAGGGGGUUGACUUUGUUCCUGCCAGACUGAAACAGAGAAGGCCCAGAGACACGGGAGAGGAGAUGAGAGGAGGAAAGGCCUCCAAACAUUCCAGCAGUAUGUGGGAGCCUUCAUCCAGCGGCGAGGAGCACAGUGACUCAGAGGACAGCAUGAGUGACCUCUACCCAUCCUCUGUGUUCACAUUAAAGAAUCCUACAGAAGAAACCAUGGGAGGUGAAGAGGAGGAGAAGGAGGACGACUUCCAAACGGAUGAAGAUGAGGAGAUGGAGGUGGAAAAGGAAGGGGUCCAGAAACGCAAAAAGGUUCAGGGUGGUGGCUUUCAGAAGAAAUUCAGAAAUAACAAGCGGAAAUCAGGGAAUAAAAAGCAAGGGAAAGUGCCAAAUGGAAAGUAAACUGUUACAGCACAUACAUGCCACGACUUUCUCCGUCGUUAUCCUCCAGGAGGCCAUCCUGGCACCCAGUUUACAGCAGGCCGACCUCCGAACAUCCAUUAUCAAGGAUGUUCCGGGUAUUUGGCAAAUGUUUUCAGGUUCCCGAUGUUUCACAGUUCCUGCGAGGUUGGCUGACAUGAUACAGAACAUUUGUGACUGGACUUGUUUUUCUGGUUUGAAGUCAAAUGCACUUGUAUAUAAUACAACUUUGCAUUUUCCAAAUAUUGUCUGUCUUUUUUUUUUGUCAUUUAAGAAAUUGCCGGUAGAAAGUCUUUAAAGUUAUACAUUGUAGGUUUUAAUGUGAAUGGUCAAGGUGUAGGUUUUCUAUACUACUGCAGAAGUCACAGAAUAUUGAAGGGGUUUUGUUUAUAUUAUCCACUCUGCAACCUUAAAAAAAAAUCAUUUUAUUUUGUCCAACGGCGUCUUCUUUUCCCUGAGGGUGCACUGCUGCUGAAACCGACUGGAAUAUUGGCAGAAGAACAGCUUUUUAUGACUGUCAACUGAUCCUUGGCCAUUAAAUGUUGCCUCAGAGCUGCUUCAAAAUCAGUCCAGUCUUCAACUUGAUGUUGAAUUAAAAGCCAUUAAAGUUUUCUCCUAAUGUUUCUCUGAUCUGUGGUUAGGUGCAGUGUCGCAUUUGAAGGAGGUUGUGCUUUCAGAUUAACUGACAAAAAGGUGUGUUAUUUUGCCAAACAGCUGAAGAACAACUACUUUUCAAUGAUAAAUACAUAAAGCAAGUGCAUUUUUGACUUAAGUGAAAUCUUUGUAAAUGUAUUUGAAGUUAUGGAAGUGGAUUUAAACUGAAACACGGGCUCUGUUAGCUGUCCAUAUUAUUUGGUCAAUGUUAUAUUUUGGUAUUGGGCAAUGAAUACCUCAGAUAAACACCAACAGGUGGCAUAUUGUACAUAAAUACAUGAUUUUUUUUUUAAAGGAAAAAGUUGACUGAGAAUAAUCAUUUCAAUAGUUAAUACAACAAACAGGAAUAACUUUUUGCGUUAUUAAUUUCACAUGGUUGCAAAAGACUUUUGUCUAACUCUUUCCAAAUAUGUUACUUUUUACUAAGGUUUGACGCACAUCUGCAGCAUUUUGUGUCAGAGUAAGGU
Messenger RNA from Menidia menidia (Atlantic silverside), 2291 nucleotides. The record is from the annotation of a GenBank genome assembly. NCBI's taxonomy places the organism in Eukaryota, Metazoa, Chordata, Actinopteri, Atheriniformes, Atherinopsidae.